GUAUCUAAUGGUUCACCCACAACUCAAAGAGCAAACGGAGAGCAAUGAAGACAGCUGCAAAGGUAAUAUUCAUUCUUGAUGACGUCGACGGCGGCCUCGCCACCGCCAUCACAGGCGGUCUUCAAGCAAACUCCAGUUCCGCUCUCGAAAGAUCAAAAGAGUCGUUCGAUCUGUCACUGGAUCAAUAUGGAAUUAUGGAUACCAGAGCUUCUGGAGAUGUUACUCACUUUGUCGAUACCAAUGGAGUUCCUCAAGUGUCCAUCUUGGUUCUGCAAAGGUACGAAUCCCCAGUAUUGGCAUGUGCAAUCAGCGAAGUGUUGUCAUCAUUAACAGGAGAAGGAACAUCAAGCAUGCCUUCAUUGAUUUUUCCAUUCAUUUUAGACUCGUCAAAGAUUAAGCUGGAAAGAAAAACUUCAGUAGAUGGAAACAUUUAUGGCAUACAAAUAGGUCCAGAAAGUGGUAUGAUGCAAAUCUUAGCCAGUAGACAUGAAAAAGCACCCCCAUCGAUGCAGAUUCAUUAUGAGCCUCUGUCUUGUGUUCUUCAGUUGGUCCGUGUCCUGAAGACAUCUUCGUUUAUUCUUUUCGGACAAAGUGGUCAAAAGCAAACGCUGCAGAAUGACCUUGAGGUAAUAUGUAAGAUAGGAGAAACGUUGGCUAGCGCCUCAUCCCUGCAAUUCGUGAAAGAAAAAGUAACAUGGAACCCGACCAAGGCGUCGAAAGAACUCGAGAAAGAGCCAUGGCGGGCACUAUACGGUUGAAAUCAGAAAACUGAGAUGUUCAUGUGCAGUCCAUUCUGGUGCCUUUUGUAGUCCAUUUUCUCAUUAACUUGAGAAAAGUAACAAUGUUGAUAUGCUUCAUUGUUGUAUGUGUACUAUUGUUUAUCGUAGUCGAGAUUGUAGAAUGCGAAAUGCUUGCUAGUUGCAUCUACGUUGGUGAUUGCUUGAAUCUUGCACAUUUGCGGACCAGCUACAAAGGUAUUAAGGGUGCGUUUGAUAUAUGUAAGAUAGGACAUUUUAUUGUUAUGAA
Messenger RNA from Cynara cardunculus var. scolymus (artichoke), 1026 nucleotides. RefSeq lists its product as uncharacterized. Bases 45 to 758 code for a protein of 237 amino acids. The transcript is spliced from 4 exons. Lineage: Eukaryota; Viridiplantae; Streptophyta; Magnoliopsida; Asterales; Asteraceae. The record is from RefSeq and is a predicted model, not a curated record.